GUAUUUCCAUUAUUAGUGUCAUUCCCGCAGCACUAGAAAGUAGAUAUUGAAAUUCUAGCACAGAGUAUUUUUGUGAAUCUCAGAAACAACUGGCUUCCCGGCAACGGUAUUGUCUGACCGGAGGAGGGAGGAAUGAGAGGAAGCACUUUGUGAACCAUGUCAAGGGAGUGAAAAAGCUGAAGUAGUAUGCAGCAAGAUUCCUUAAGACGCUUUAUGCCGGGGAUGCUUGGUUUUGCUACUUGAAAGACAAGUUUUUAUUUAAGAAACAUAUUAGCGUCAUAAAUCAAGGCCAGCACAACACAGGAGUGCCAGUAAGUAUAUAAGAUAUUGGACGAUGUGUGGCGGGCGUCAAUCCUGUUUUGACUUGGGCCACGGGUAGGUCACCACCACCAUUCCAUCAUCAUCACCAUUGAUAAAAAUUCAAAUUCUAUCAUGCAAGGGACCGCCCUAGCUCUCACCUUCCUCCUCCUCCUCCUCCUGGUGAGAAGCACUUCAGCAGCGAACGAGGGGCAGCUGCAGGUGCUAAGCGACGUGUUGUCCGGUCCCGCCCGCGGGAAGCCGCUGACGCUGCACCUGGACACCACCCUUCCAGCAGACGUGCAGCGGGCAGUCAUGGGCUUGGAGGUGGUACGCCGCACGCCGCAUCUCACCCUUACCCUCAGCCUCAGUGAUAGCCGGUGGCAGUCGAUGCUUGGUGGUAGUUCCUUCAUCUUUUCUAAGAUGCUGCAUGUAUUGUUGUGGUUCACGCCGCGGCCCGAGCUGCUACAGUCUCUGUGGCUCUACUGGAAGCCCCGAAACCUGCUGCUCUUCAGCCUGGGGCCGUCACCCGGCACCGACCUGCUGCGGCACGAGGCGCUCAGCGGUGUGGAGAAUGUGGCGCUCAUCGGGCACCUCUCGGCCCAGGCGGACCCACGCCUCGACGCCCUUUGGGUGCACACGGUGCUGCCCUUCUCCCCCGGCGGCGUACAGCUCCUCGGCCCGUGGCGGCGCGAGGCCUUCGCCAGCUGGGAAGCUCUCUUCCCGGACAGGUUCCCGUCCUUCGAGGGAUACACUUUUCACAUAGCAACUUGGUUUUUUGAUCCACCUUUCCUGUACAACAAACCGUCAGCCCCCGACGUUGGUAUCGGAUAUUACCGUCAUUUGCUGAAAGCCAUUUCUUCUAAGCUGAACUUUACGUACACCCUGACCCGAGAGCCCCCAGACUUGAAGUGGGGUGUUAUCGAAAACGGGUCAUGGGUGGGUUGUUUAGGCAUGGUUGCGAGGAAGGAGAAAAAUUUCACACUUAAUGGACUUUUCAUAUCAAAAGAAAGAGUAGCAUAUUUUGAGCCGUCUGAUAUUGUUGGAAGAGAACACGCCAGUGUGUUCAUGCCCAGUCCCAUGCCCGUUCCGGAAUGGCUCAGCAUCGUGCGGCCCUUCAGCCCCUCCACCUGGGCCUCCUUCGUGGUGGUCGUUGUCAUCGCUGUUGUUUUCAUGGUGUCUUUGGUAAGUGUUUAUUCUCUUACAGUAAUUGUAAUAUAUUGUUUACUCUUUAAAGUUUGUCAUGCUCUAAAUAUUUUGCCAAAGUGAUGAAAACGAAGAGUUUUAUGUUGGUAUGUUGGUAGGGGCGGAUCAGGUGCUGCGUGUUAUUUGUGGGUUAUAUGCCAUAUGGUUUCCCUAACCUGUUCUCUCCGUAGGAGCGGACGACGGCGGGUCGCCGGCGGCAGCCUUCACUAGAUGGUGGGGCAGCAGUGUGGCAGGACUUGCCACGCGCCUUGGUGUCCCAGGGCAUCCCCACCCUGCCCGAAGCCCAGUGGCAGCGGGUGUUCGUGGCAGUGUGGCUCCUCGCCUGUCUGGUAGCCACGGCCGCCUACACCUGCAACCUGGUGAGCAUCUUCACCACUACUAUCUACCAGAGGCGCCUACGCACUCUCCAAGAGUUGCUCAACAGCCACUACAGGAUAGCGGUGUUGUAUAACGGCGGCUACUUGGAGCACAUGGUGCGCUACACCCCGGGACCGCUGUAUGAUCGGCUGCGACAAAAAAUGGAGGUAUACUAUGAACCGGAUGAAGCUCUGGCAGUUUUGCAGAGAGGCAGACAUGCUUUAAUUGCAUAUGAAACUAACACAAAACUGAAAAUUAUGAAGGCGAUGCGGGUAUGAUUUACUUUUAGGUCACCUUUUUCGCUCGUGUCUCACUUGCUCCAGACUCAUGUGCCUCAUUUUGCGGUGUCGCCGUCCACCUCCAUGCUCCAUUACCUCACUUUCGUACCAGUGCCUGGCCCCUGCACAAGGAAUGCUGCAAAAACACCAGUAAAGGCACAGCAGUCUUUGCAUGUAAACUCCAGGUCCCGCUCUGACUAACAAGACAAUGUCAUCUGCAAACAAACUUGCCGCUGAUGGCUAUUCCCCACCAUUUAUACUCAGUUUUACACCACUAUCCCGAACCCUUCCUCUCUAUCAUGCGUCCAUCCAUGUAUACACAUAAAAGCAGACAGACAUCACACACCCAGACACGGCCACGCAUCAAUCAGUGCUUUCACAGUCAGGCCUUGGAUUGGCCUCGAUAGAUCCCACAUACAUGGUUCCUACCAGCCCUGCCGUCUGAUCUUUAUGUCAAAUUCCUCAAUUGAUAUUAAUGAUGUGCCCAGAAAAAAAAAAUGUAAAAAGAUAAAAGAAAAUCAGAAAGAAGUUACCAAAACUAUUGUGAAUGACAUAAUACCCUUGUCUAUGUGAGGCAGCACUAAUCCUCUGUCAUUUUGCUUCAGCUCGGUGGGACGACCUUAGGGUGUACUUUCCGAAUUCCUGUUGUGGAAUGAUUACUGCUUUCAGGACAGAAAAUCCUCUGACUGUGCCCAGCGCACACAUUCCACGUACUUUCUCUAUUCCUUUUGUUAAAAAGCCUUGGUUUAAUCACGCUUGUUCUCGUGCUAUCAAAGACAGAGAGGCAGCUGACAAAAGGUACCAGAGCCUUCGCACUCCUGCUGACCAUGAUCUUUACAUUUUUGCACGGAAUCGUGCCAAAUCUGUUCUCCGACUUACCAAUAAUCCUUUUUAUCAAUAGAAAAUGCCACAACCUAUCUUUUUUCUAAUUCUUCCUGAGACUUCUGUCACCUAGCCAAAUAUAUCUCCAACAAUUUCACUUCUUCAUAUUUCCCUUAUCUCUUUAGUCCUGAUGGCAGCGCUGCUGCCACAUCUGUCUAAGGCUGAACUCUUCGCUCAAAUUUUCUCUAAAACUUCACAUUUGUACGAGUCAUAGCAUAUUUCUCUCACUCGUUCCCCCUUUGACUCCACUAUGCCUGUUAUUAAAAUUUUUAAGAGUAAUAUUUUCUAUGCCCUCUCUUUCCUCAAUCCUCAGCAGGCUAAUGGGCCUGAUGGAGUGCCUCCUAAUGUCCUUAAAAACUGUGCUUCCUGCUGGAAGUACGCCUACAUACAGCCUGUUCCUAAGAAGGGUGACCGUCCUGUAGAUUGACUUUCCUGUCUUCCUAAAACUUUUGAAUUAAUCCUUAACCAGAAGAUUCUUAAGCAUCUAUCAACUUCUGACCUAUCUGUUCGCAAGUAUUGGUUUUGCAAAGGGCGUUCUACUAGUGAUCUUCUUUCCUUCCUAACAGACUCCUGGUCAUCCUCUUUUAGCCGUUUCGGUGAAACUUUUGCUGUUGCCUUAGACAUAUCAAAAGCUUUUGACAGAGUCUUGCACAAGUCUUUGCUCUCUCAAUAAUUAACCUCCUACGGUUUCUUUCCCUCUCUUUGUACCUUUAUCUUCAGAGUCCAUUCCGGCCGAUCUAUCACUCCUGUGGUAGACGGUCACUGUUCUUCCUCUGAACCUGUCAACAUUGGUGUCCCGCAGAGCUGUGUCCUAUCUUCCACUCUCUGUCUGUAGUUCUUUAAUGAUAUUUCCAUAAAAUGCUGCCCUAUCCACUCCUAUGUCUCAGAUCUAACUAUUAUUUCCGAUUGGGGAAAAAGGAACUUGGUGUCCUUCAGUGCCUCAAUAACUCAAUUUCUCCACCUAUCAACUCGACAUAAUCUUCCAAACACUUAUCCCCUAUUCUUCGGAAACACACGGCUGUCCCCUUCUUCUACAAUAUACAUUCUCGGUCUAUCCUUAACUCAAAAUCUUAACUAGAAACUUCAUAUCUUCUCUCUCGCUGAAUCAGCUUUCUGGCGGUGCCUUCUGUAUCUUCUCCACCAGUUUUUCUUUUCCCGCUCUCAUGCUG
Eriocheir sinensis (Chinese mitten crab) is the source of this 4189-nucleotide messenger RNA. RefSeq lists its product as uncharacterized. The record is from RefSeq and is a predicted model, not a curated record. Bases 433 to 1566 code for a protein of 377 amino acids. The transcript is spliced from 2 exons. Gene Ontology annotation, molecular function: glutamate-gated receptor activity. Gene Ontology annotation, cellular component: membrane. Lineage: Eukaryota; Metazoa; Arthropoda; Malacostraca; Decapoda; Varunidae.